Chaetura pelagica (chimney swift) is the source of this 1359-nucleotide messenger RNA. Its product is annotated as rap guanine nucleotide exchange factor 3-like. The record is from RefSeq and is a predicted model, not a curated record. Gene Ontology annotation, molecular function: guanyl-nucleotide exchange factor activity. The annotation marks the transcript as partial. Gene Ontology annotation, biological process: Ras protein signal transduction; positive regulation of GTPase activity. Lineage: Eukaryota; Metazoa; Chordata; Aves; Apodiformes; Apodidae. Gene Ontology annotation, cellular component: plasma membrane. The transcript has 12 exons.
ACCCCCCUUUUGGACACUGAAACCACCCUGGACUAUGGGCACAGCCUUACCCAGGCGUCCUCAGAGAAGAUCUGGAGAGCUGGGAAGUUGCUCUUCACCCACCUCACCAGCACCUGUCCCAGCCUCAUCAGGGACCACAAGCACCACCUCAGGCACCACAGGCAGUGCUGCUCUGGGAAGGAGCUGGUGGACUGGUUGUUGAGCACUGGGUUGGGUGUCCAGAGUCGUGGCCAAGCUGUGGGCAUCUGCCAGGUCCUGGUGGAUGGAGGGGUCCUGACCCACGGUGAGGACUGGUGGGGGCAGCUCAACCCCAUGGUGAAGAGGGAACUGGCGUCCGUGCUGAUGUUCGAGUCCCACCAGAGAGCAGGGACUGUCUGUGAGUCUCACCUGGCCCAGGAGCCCCCCCAAGGGACACCCAGUCCCCUGGGAGAAGGUCCCCAACCCAAGGGUUUGGUGGCCACUCUGCACGAGGGGGACGAUUUUGGGCAGCUGGCCCUGGUGAACGACGCGCCGCGGGCGGCCACCAUCAUCCUGCGGGAGGGCAACUGCCACUUCUUGAGGGUGGACAAGCAGGACUUCAACCACAUCCUCAAGGAUGUAGAAGCCAACACGAUGCGCCUGAAGGAGCACGGGAAGGUGGUGCUGGUGCUGCAGAAGAACCUGCAGGGUGGGAGCAACCAGGCAGCCACAACCAGGAGCAGCAGGUACUUUGUGGUGGCCGGGACACCUGAGAAGAUCCUGGAGCACCUGCUGGAGUUCAUGAGGUUGGAUGCCACCCUCUACGACCCCGUGGACACCCUGCUGGGGGAUUUCCUCCUCACCUACACGGUCUUCAUGCCCACCUCGCAGCUCUGCAGGGCUCUGCUCCACCAUUUCCGUGCAGAGCCCCUGGAGGGCUCGGAGCAGGACAAAGCCACCUACUCCCUGCACAAGAGGAGGAAGAUCCUGAGGCUGGUGAGCCAGUGGGUGCUGCUCUACGGGCGGCUGCUGCAGGGCGACCGCAGCACCACGGCGCUGCUGCAGAGUUUGGCCGACCUGGCGAGUCGGGACCCCCGGCUGGGGCGCUUUAGCGUGAUUGGCGGCGUCCCCGGGCAUAAGGUGGGGCUGCAGCUGGACGCCGUGGGGGUCUUCACAUCCUUGGGGCUCAACGAGAGGCUCUUUGCUGUGAGCGUGGAGGAGCUGGGCAGCCUGGUGGAAAUGAUCCACUACAUCAUGGGGCCGCAGAAGUUCCACGACGUGACCACGGCCAACCUGGAGCGGGUGAUGAGGCGCUUCAACGAGCUGCAGUUCUGGGUGGUCACCGAGCUCUGCCUGUGCCCUGAGCUGGGCAGGCGCGUCCAGCUCCUCCGCAAGUUCAUC